UGGCAAGGAAAAACUCAGAGGAAGAGGAAGAAACCUUGAGAGGAACCAAGACUCAGAAGGGGAACCCAUCCUCCUCUGAUCGACACCGGAUAGCAAACAUUGUUCCCCGUCAAUGAAAAUGAUGCUUGUUCCAUGAACACACAGUUAUCCAGUAAUGCAAGAUGGCAAGCUCUGUGCCAGCGAUAUUACUGGAAACUCUUCAGGAAUUGGGGAGGGAAAACCUGAAGUCAUUCCAGUGGCAUCUGAUUAAUGGUGUGGAAGGUUUUAACUGCAUCCCAAGAGCUUGGCUGGAGAAGCCAGAAUUCAUGGACACUGUGGACAAAAUGGUACAGUGUUAUGAACACAGUGGAGCUGUGGAGAUCACGCUGGUAAUCCUGAGGAAGAUUAACCAGAACCAGCUGGCUAUGGAUCUGAGAAUAAAGAUCAAAGAGAACGAAGACAGAUGUGAAAAGAAAACUGAUAAGACUCUAGCAGCCUCCACUACAGCUGAAAAUGGAGAAGCAAUCAAAGCCUCAGAUGCAGAUGAACACCAAAACCAGUUGAUCUCCAAACUGAGGCACACAUAUGAACGUAUACUGAUUGGGAAUUCACAGACAGGUCAUAGGGAGUACUUGGAUGAUGUCUACACAGAUCUCAUUGUAGUGCCAAAUGAAAGUGGAGGAGUCAUUCACAAGCAUGAGAUGAUGCAACUUGAAGGGUUGUCCCACAGACCUGGAGGUGAGGAGAUUUUUGUCAAAUGCAGUGACCUUUUCAAGGUCCAACCUGGUACAAGUCGGCAAAACAGGAAAGUGUUGACAAUGGGAAUUGCUGGAGUGGGCAAAACUGUGUCAGUGAGCAAAUUCAUAUCCGACUGGGUGAAGAAAGUGGAGAACCGAGACAUAAACUUUAUUUUCCCUCUCCCGUUCCGUGAAUUGAAUCUGAUAAAAGAUAAUAAGUACAGUUUGAUUGAACUCCUGAAUCAUUUUUUUUCCAUGUCGACACUUAAGCUGGAGUCUCUUCCAGAGGAUGAGGGAAAAGUUCUGUUUGUUUUUGAUGGACUUGAUGAGUGCCGCUUUCCCCUAUGCUUUGAACAUGGUCACGAACUGAAAGAUGUCAAUGAGAAGGCUUCGUUGGGCUCACUGAUCACAAAUCUGGUCAAAGGAAAUCUACUUCCCUUUGCUCUCAUCUGGAUAACUUGCCGACCAGCAGCGGCCCAACUGAUUCCCCGGGAUCAUAUUGACUUAGUGACAGAAGUACAAGGAUUCAGUGAUGAACAAAAGGAGGCAUAUUUCAGCAAAUACUGUAAAGAGGAUGUGGCAAUGAAAAGGAACAUGAUAUCCCACAUAAAGAAAACAAGGAGCCUCUAUAUCAUGUGCCAAAUACCAGUCUUCUGUUGGAUCACUGCAACUGUUCUUCAGCCACUGAUGGAACAAGACAGAAAUAACGAAAUCCCUGCAACCCUGACAGGAAUGUACACAAACUUCCUUCUUCAGCAAAAGCAAAUAAUGGUGAAGAAAUAUCACAAGGAACACGAAGCAACCAAAAAAACUCUAGACACAGAUCACAUCAUUCUGAAGCUUGGUAAACUGGCCUUCAAUACUCUUGAGAGUGGUCGUCUGCAUUUCUAUGAAGAUGACCUUAUGAAAAGUGGCAUUGAUGUCGCUGGUGGCACUGUGUUCUCUGGAGUGUGCACACAGAUUUUCGGUCAGGAACAAAAAGUUUCUGGAAAGAACAUCUUCAGCUUUGUGCACUUGAGUGUUCAGGAGUGCCUUGCAGCUAUAUACGUGCAUUACAAAUACUGCAACCAGAGAAGGAAUGUUUUUGAACCAAGAACUAUUUGUAACAUGCUGAAAUGGAAGAAUAAGAAUAUAGCAGACCUUCAUAAGUGUGCAGUGGAAAGGGCUUUGAAGAGUGAACGUGGACAUUUGGAUCUUUUCCUCCGCUUUCUCCUUGGCCUCUCGCUGGAGUCCAAUCAGAAAACCCUACAAGAACUCCUGAAAAAAUUGAAGAUUAGUGUACACAGUGUUAGGGACACCACUAACUACAUUAAGGAGAAACUGAAUGAGCAAACAUCAUCUGACAGAAGCAUGAAUCUCCUCCAUUGUCUGAGUGAACUGAAGGACAACUCCCUGACAAAGGAAAUCCAAGACUACCUGACUUCUGGAUGUCUGUCAUCACAGGAGCUCUCAUCAACCCAGUGGUCAGCUCUGGUGUUUGUGUUGCUGAUGUCAGAGGAGACUGAAGAAAGGUUUGAGCUCAAGAAAUAUAGACCAUCAGACGAAGGACUGAAGAGACUACUGCCAGUGAUGAAAAACACACAACGAGCUUUGUUGGACCGCUGUAACCUCAAUACAGACAGCUGCACAGCAUUGGCAUCAGUGUUGAGUUCAAGUUCAUCACUGAGAGAGCUGGACCUGAGUUACAACGACCUGCAAGAUAGAGCAGUUGACCUGCUGUCUGCCGAACUUAGUAAUUCACACUGUAAACUGGAGGUACUGAGACUAGCUGGCUGUAAUCUUACCAUGAACUCCUGUGAAGCACUUGCAUCAGUCCUACAAUCAGAAAACUCCCACCUAAAGGAACUGGAUCUCAGUGAUAAUGACCUGCAGGAUUCAGGAGUUAAGCUGCUUUCUGGUGGACUAAAAAGUUCACAAUGUAAACUAGAGGUACUCAGAUUGUCUGGUUGUUUAGUCACAGAUGAAAGCUGUUCUUCUCUGGCAUCAGCUCUGAGCUCAAACCCCUCAUACCUGAAAGAACUAGAUCUCACUUACAACAACCCGGGACACUCAAGGGUGAAUAUGCUGUCUGCUAGACUGGAGGAUCCACAAUGCAAACUGAAGAUGCUCAGGAUGGAACAUGCAGGGAAGAACAGGAUCAAACCAGGCUUAAGAAAAUAUGGCUGUGAACUCAAACUGGACCCAAACACGGCACACUCGCGUCUCUCUCUGUCCAACGGAAACAGAAAAGUGACGUGUUCUGGACAGGUGUGUGUGCAGCAGUCGCAUCCUGAUCAUCCGGAGGGAUUCGAUUACUGGGAGCAAGUGCUCUGCAGAGAGAGUCUGACUGGACGCUGUUAUUGGGAGUGUGAGUGGAGUGGGGUGAGGGCUGAAAUAGCAAUAACAUACAAAGGGAUCAGUAGAAAAGGAAAAAGCUAUGACAGCAGGUUUGGGUGGAAUGAAAACUCCUGGAGUUUGGACUGCUCUGAAGACACCUGCUGUGCCUUACACAACAAGAAGGGAACGGAUAUACCUGAUGCCCCCUUGCUCUCCAAAAGAGUAGGAGUAUUUCUGGACUGGUCAGCCGGUACACUGUCCUUUUAUAGCAUCUUCUUUGAGAAACGCAAACUGAUCCACACAUUCCACUCUAAAUUCGCUGAGCCCCUGUAUGUCGGGUUCAGGGUUGGUGAGGAGUCCUCUGUGUGUUUGUGCCAGAUAGAAUAGCCUCCUGGAGGAACACCUAAGGACCAAUCCCAUUUCUUCAUUAACAGCUACUAGCGCUGCUCUGUAGGCGACCCUGCCAGUCUGCAGUGACAGCAGAGGAGGGUAAAGUUCAGCUCCUCACUG
Colossoma macropomum (tambaqui) is the source of this 3542-nucleotide messenger RNA. RefSeq names its product NACHT, LRR and PYD domains-containing protein 12-like. The coding region runs from base 162 to 3419 and encodes 1085 amino acids. The record is from RefSeq and is a predicted model, not a curated record. Gene Ontology annotation, molecular function: protein binding. Lineage: Eukaryota; Metazoa; Chordata; Actinopteri; Characiformes; Serrasalmidae. The transcript has 9 exons.